Dibothriocephalus latus is the source of this 165-nucleotide messenger RNA. The record is from the annotation of a GenBank genome assembly. Lineage: Eukaryota; Metazoa; Platyhelminthes; Cestoda; Diphyllobothriidea; Diphyllobothriidae.
GAGCUGGAGCUGAGUUCGCGGCUGAAAAGCGCCAGCUCCACCAUUGAGCAAUCCCUGGGGCUGGCCGGUUGUGAGAGCUACUCCGCCACACCGCCGCCCCCACCUGGUUCUUCUUCGUACUCAGACAUCUAUCCUCCGGGUUGUCCUCCGCCGCCUGGAGUGUGA